This is a messenger RNA of Mizuhopecten yessoensis (Yesso scallop), 4505 nucleotides long. RefSeq lists its product as uncharacterized. Gene Ontology annotation, molecular function: patched binding; calcium ion binding. The record is from RefSeq and is a predicted model, not a curated record. Lineage: Eukaryota; Metazoa; Mollusca; Bivalvia; Pectinida; Pectinidae. The transcript is spliced from 20 exons. Bases 136 to 4329 code for a protein of 1397 amino acids. Gene Ontology annotation, biological process: smoothened signaling pathway; regulation of gene expression; cell-cell signaling.
UUGAUCUAUGCUUCGGAGUCAUUUCGUAUACACAGGUACAUUUAGGUAAUCUCGUUUGAGAAGACCAUUCAUGGUGUAUUUUCACUGCGGUGUAAGUAAAGUACACAAUAAACUUUCAUGGUAAAGAUUUAAGAGAUGGGUUUCAUCCAUCUAAUGCUUGCCUUGACAAUUUGGUUUUUGAUAUCGUCUGUCCACGGUGAACACUUUCGGGAACAGUUUACGCACCUGACCGACAAGGAAGACACCAUAUUUAUUAACUCAUCAGGCAGGGUUAGGACUAUCAUAGACCUGGACGACCGCAAAAUUGUUAAGAGGGUAAAAUGUUCCAAACAUAGAAUUGCGGUGGCCUUGGCUGAUUCUGAAAAUGUCAGCGUAUCCUGGCUGGCUGGUGACCUUGUUAUAGGAAGUUCGACACCAUCGUGUACGCCCGGAAGUGUCCUUCCAAAUUCUGACGUCAUUGGCCUCUUCGCUAAAGUAGAGAGCAUAGAACGAUUCCAACAACACGUGCAGCUUCAUGUUACGAGAGCCGAGGCGAUUGAGCUGAUUGAGGAGGCCGAUAUACAGAUAUCUGUAAACACUGUGAAAUCUCGUGAAAAGCGACAUAUGUCAAACGUCUUGAAGACUGUACUCAGCGACAUUGACUGGAACAGUACGCUGACUACAGAGAUUCCAUUCAAUAAACACAACCACAGGAUACAUCUUAGCAAGUCGUCCAAUAAUUCUCAGCCGAUUCUCAAAGUAUAUGGAGAUAGUAGCGAGGACCUUAGUAACACAGACGCGAGUGAUUUCAUGUUCAAAUGCGUGAAAUGUGGAGGCACAACGAACCUUAAGUAUAAAUUGCGAGUCAGAAUCGACAAAGUCGAUAACAAACCAGUGAUCAAGGUGUUCAAAACGGAGGUUGAAGGAGAAUUUAGCGGCCAGUACAACCUGCAUGCGUCAGGUGAAACCAAUAUGACUUUAAGCUUUGACGAUAAACUCUGGGAGACACAACCUACCAUCUUCAUGAAGGUCCCCAUAGCUACAUUUCCUCGACUUCCUGAUGUCGAACUAAUCGUUAAGGUCCAUACCGGGGCUUUCCUCGCUGUGAACCUAACGACUUUAAAACCGUUCCGGAUCGAACAUAAUAUUACAACUAAAGGAACGUUUAUCAAUUCGGAUGAAAUCAAACAAGAUGACAAAUACACAGGAACUAUGUCCUUUCCGGAUUGGACCACAAUGGGAACAACAUCACUAUUGGAAACCAAAGAGAUGUUUAGCUUUCACGCGACAAUUACACACAAGAUUCACCUGAAACCGUUUAUCGGAUGGUCUCUUCGUGAUAUUACCAUGGACUUUGGUACCCCACAUGAAAUACAAUUGAAUCAACACUUAAAGACUGACGCAAGUGUAGCAGAUACGACGUACUGCACCACCAGUGUGGCUGAGAUGACCGGCUCAUGGACCCACACCGCAAACAGGCUUGAAGUGGACGCCUUCGACAUACAUAUUUGGGAUGUCCUAUUGGAAAACGUCCAGAUAGUUAAUACGCCAUUAUGUAAGGAAGAGAUAGCAAGAAAAUGUAAAGCAAACUGUGCAGAUCCUACUAUUGGCAAUCACAAUGGAUCGGCUGUGGAGAGUGUAUGUGGUGACCCGGGGACACCGAUAACCAGGCGCAGCAGUGACUUUGGCAGGCUAAAAGAACUUUUUGGAAAUCUGAUCAAUUUCCUGGACAAGGACUCUGACUCAGAAUGGUGUGGUCAGCCUGGAGAUUCAUGUACACGUUGUGAUGAUGAAGAGGGCUCGACAUGCGCAAACCGGCUUCUAACGGCACAAAUGGCAGCACCAGUCACUCGAUUGGCUAAGUUUGUCAGGUCGGAAUGGCCCGAUCGCAACCUAGUGCUACUAGAAGGCUGGAGUGAACCUACGUCUCAAUAUCCGAGCGGUAAAUAUGGUAAUAGCUCGUUGUAUUACGAAGGUCGUGCUGCAAAAGUAGGAGUGAGUGUACCAACAACUUCAUCUACUGGCAGUAACUCACUCGAUGAUCAACCGGAAAUCGUUUACCGCCUGCUGGAACUAUCUUCAUGUGCCGGGUUCACAUUCUACAAGAUAGCAUCAACAAAUGAUAAAAACACCAUUGUUACGUGCUUGAAGAAACCUGAGGCACGCAAAAGAAGGAAAAGGAGAGAGGCAUCUAGAGAGGAAUUGGAAGAUGCCGAAAAGCAACUGUUCCUGGACAAAUUGGGCAAUUUAGUUUUGAAAUCGGCGCACACACCCUCCUCUCACUUCAAUACCUCUACCACGUAUCCGAAGGAUACAUCUGUUGUCGAUAUACUCGGUCCUGUUGAUGAGUACUUCUCCGUGGAUAACAACGUACAGAUGAAAAGGAUGAUGCAGUAUCCUCUGGCUGACGUGAGUUUUCCCCCUGAAGGGCCAGUUGACGAAGUCUGUGGUACGGCCACUAGACGAUGCAAGGACUGCAAGACGUACGAUGAAAGCGAUGACCCCUGGGACUGGUGCCUGACCCGGACCAUGACCCCAAGGAUGGCUCUAAGACUUCGGAGGCUUUCUAUUCUCAGUAAAGAUCAAUUGGCCGUGAUUGUUCCACAGGAACAAGGCGAUGCCGACGUCGUGAAAUAUGGGAAUGUCGGCAGGGCGUUGCGACUAGAGACUGCAACAUCCGCCCUCGCGCUGCAAGAUCUUGCCAACCUAGCGAUCUCUGCGGGAUUUGACUAUAUCUGCCUUUCCGGGACAUCAACCGUAGAUGUGUUUGUACGGGAACAAACGGGGUACCUGGCCACCCUCGAGGUUUACUCCCGGCUCAGCAUGUUACAUGUCAAUCCACCUACAUCCGAGGUCCAGGAUUAUAAACCAAUCUACGUGAAAGCAGAAUCUGCCGAAACUAUCCCUGGUAUAGUUGAUGGUAUCAAUGACAAGUUACACGUGUCUGACAGUUACAUGAUUUUCGAUUUCAAGCCAUUUGAUAAACGUUACUUCCGAUUGGACGUGCGACUAUUGGAAUGUCUGGAAGAGGUCACUAGUGAUAUCGGCAGUAGACUGCGUGUUUUAGCGGGCUACAAAACUCGUUCAAUGAACGAUGAAAACAUCGAGGAAAAGCAUGAUGAGGAGAAAAUAUUUCACACUCGAGGUCAAGCUGUACAGAUAUCGGGGAAUAAGAUCGGUGACAAGACUGACCAUGACCUUGCAACUAUUGCCUUUUUGCUGAUCAAGAGAUGUGUUCCGGCACUCACGCUGAAGCAGAUGACUCUGAGUAUCGGCUGCCAUGCUACGUUUGUGUAUGUCGAUGUUAGAGAGAGAAAAGACGAUAUAUCUGUCAAUUUCUGGAACGCAGGGAAUGACCCCUUAUAUAACAGCGUAAAAACUUUGGUGGAGGUUCAUAAGAAAGGAGGAGUUCUAGUCCAAAGUAAAAGUACUAGCACCCAAUGUACUGACCAUCCAUUGGGAACUGGAGCAUUCUACAUCAAAUAUGGGGAUAGUGCUAAUGACUGUGAUUCGGGUGGUUAUUAUGCCAACUUUUGUGAUGUCACAAAAUCACACAGGAUGAACUUGGCCGCGAGCCUCGCAUCACACCUCUCGUCGGGUGCAAAUGGACUCUCUAAACCGGAACUAGUCAGAAAAACUAAUGACUGCUUGGUCAACAACUGUGGAGGAUGCAUCGGGAAAGGGGAUAUAUGGAACAGGAAGCUGCACGCCUGCUAUGGUUUGCUGAAGAUGAUUGUUGAUGCUACGGCCACUCCGUUCCCAAACAUGACAGAUACAUCGGCAUUCUUCAAUACAGAGAACCACGACUCGAAGAUUUACUCCCUUGCAUGCAAUGACGAUAGCGUUUGUGUUGAAAAUCUCCCGCUCUUCUCAAACUUCAAAACAAAGUUGGAAGAGAAAUACCGGCCGUUUGACGAUAAAAACAUCGAAGAGAUGUUGUUUGGUCCAUGCGAUAACCCGUCACCCGUACUCGAUCUGCUGGAACAGGAAAUGGCGUACCGGGUCAGAGGUCAUGUCCGGGUUUAUAUAGAAACUAAUGACGACCUGUCCGCUCUGGAUCAAAUUUUAAAGAUUUUGAUGGUGUACAACCAGAAUGUUACAGAUCUCACUGUUGAGAUUACAGACGAGGAUUUGCGAGAAUUCACCAGCAGUAGAAUCCAAAAGAAAAUUGACAAAUGGAGUAGUUCUGUGUGUCCCUCUCUCAGUCGACAAGUUAUCGCCCCUUACAUUAUAUCACGAAUACCGGAAGUUCGAACACGUCGCAGUAUAGAGCUCAGUAAGCAUCGGAACAGGAGGAAGGCGCAAAUGCGGAACUGGGAACUGGAAUGGGCAUCGAAAAUCAGUCUAUAAUGAAUACAGUUAUUCUGGACAAAGAACUACACAAUUAUAACUACCAGUGUUGUUUCAUGCUCUGCGUACUUUUUCAAAGUUUCUUAAUCUGUUUAAUCACGUCGACGGCAAUGACGAAAUGAAAUAUUAUAACAGGGAUUCAUUUAAGAAAUGUACACGAUGCUUAAUAAAUUACU